AUGGCUUUUUCUUUUCGCCACACCUACUUAUUUCAGAAAAAUUACGACAGGCGAAUUAAUUAUGUGACUUCACUAAUCACAUAUUCUUUCUUAAUUAGGAUACAUCAAAAUGAAGAAAAACCCCAAAGCACACUCCGAGGGGGGAAAUUGUAUCCUGAGCAAAGCUGUGGGGUUGUACAAGAAGAUCUAGAAGCCUAUUAUUCUGCUACUCCCAAAGAUGACACAUUACUCAAUGAUAUUCCAAAAGUGGACAAAAUAACUCAAGAGACUGCAACAUGCUUUGAAACCAUUGUAAAGGCAGUGGAGCAAAAUGGAAUGAAAAAUGAAAAAAAUGCUUAUGUAGAUAGCCAUCCCGAGAUCACAGUUCUAGAAGAAUAUAUUUCUUUUGUGUGCCCAGUUUUAUCUACUGAACCUCUUACUAGUGAACUAUCAGAGGAGCUGCCAGUAAACCCUGUUCAGUCACAGUCCACUCUGCUUUGCCAAUCUGAGUCAAUUGAUUUAGAUCAUGAGCAGUCCGUCACAGGUGCAGAACAAGAAAUUCUUCCAGAGGGCCCUGUUUCUAAUACUGAACCUGACACAAGUGGAUUAGCAGAGGAGCUACCAGUAAACCCUGAUCCAUUCCAGUUUACUUUAGUUUCUCAUGAGGCUACAAAUCUAGCAUCUAAGCAGUCAAUCACAGGACUAGAAGAGGAUAUUCCUCUAGAGUGCCCACUUCAUCCUACCCAGUCUUUGACUAAGGAAUUGUCCCAGGAAUUGCCAGUAAAUUCUACCAGUCUGGUUUAUCACACUGAACCUUAUUUUGAUUCCACCAAUUUUUUAGCAGGUGAAGUGCUUAUAACAAAUAAAAAGGGACCCACUGGGCAGAGGUAUACUGAAAAUAAAGUUAUCCAGCCUGAAGUACAUGUGAGCUCUGUCAUUAAACCUGAAGAGCAAUCUGUGCCAGUUAUUAAGCCUGCUCAGGAAAAAGAAGGUGAACCACCUGCUAAAACUAAUGUAUACCCAGAGCAGACCACAGAGAGCCAAGCGCAAACUGCUGAGGCUGUACCUCAAACAAACCCAAAUAUCAAAAUAGGACAAAUAGCAAGGAUAUGCUACAGCCGUAACUUUCUGCUCAGUUUUCGGAUUAUAAAACAGAAGCCACCUAGCCUUCCAGAUAUACCUGACAUACAACUACAUAUGACUAAGAAAACCCAACUGCAACCAGUGGAUUCGUCACAACAGGCUAGUUGCAAUGUUUCACACCCAACUGCAAGAUUAUGCCGCCCUGCUAGGGCUAAACCUAGAUUUCUGGAUGGACUGGGUCCAAGAAGGUCCCAGCAAGAACCUUGCAAAAUAAUAGCAUUAAAUCAGAACAUUCACCUACGUAAAGCUGAAAAUGCUUGGAAACCGGCUAUGAGAAGAACGAAUGAAAAUGCCACUAGUGUCCAAGCUCAGGAAUUGUUCUGCAAAGUGCGUGGUAUCCUGAAUAAGGUGACUCCUGAGACAUUUCAACAACUAACCAGCCAAGUGGCAGACCUCUCUGUACACACAGAAUAUCAGCUCAAAGGUGUCAUUGAACUACUAUUUGAAAAAUCAAUAUCUGAACCAAAUUAUUCAUCUAUAUAUGCCAACAUGUGCCACUGUCUAAUGAGGCUGGAAGUUCCAACAGAAAGAAAUCCUAAAAUCUGCAUUAACUUCCGCAGGCUGCUGCUAAAUCUUUGCCAGGAGGAGUUUGAAAAAGGUGAAGAUGGUGACGAGCGAAUUCAAAAACUUCAGACGACACUGGAAACGGCUACAUCACCUACAGAAAAGGCUCAAGUAAAGGAGGAAUUGACCAACGCUCGUAAUAAAGCACGCAAGCGCGCUCUAGGGAACAUCACAUUGAUAGGGGAACUAUUUAAACUGAAAAUGCUCUCAAAAAACAUCAUACAUGAUUGCCUUACCAAACUUCUGAAUAGGCAAAGUGAGGAAUCAAUGGAGAGCUUCUGUCGUUUGCUAACAUCAGUUGGAAAACACAUGGAACAUGGACUGCCUCGUAUGGAUGACCAUUUUAGCAGUAUUGAUAAACUCAUCAAAAGCAGGAAAACAUCUCCCCGAAUUAGAUUCAUGAUGCAAGAUGUAGUGGAUUUGAGGAUUAACAACUGGGUGCCUCGCCGUGAAAAUCUGGGUCCAAAAACAAUAGCUCAGAUUCAUAAAGAAGUAGAAUUGGAUAGACAGAAACAUGCAGAGAAACAAUAA
Messenger RNA from Pelobates cultripes (western spadefoot toad), 2217 nucleotides. NCBI's taxonomy places the organism in Eukaryota, Metazoa, Chordata, Amphibia, Anura, Pelobatidae. The record is from the annotation of a GenBank genome assembly.